GCAGUAUAAAAUGUUUCUCUGUCGUGUUUUUCUGAAGCGAGUCUUUCUUUUACUUCCGCGUUUACCUUCUCAGGUGUCCUCCGCCUACCUGCGCGCCGCCCACACGUGACACGUUUCCGGUCCGAGUUUGGACCCGUUCCAAUACUUUUAACCCGCCAACCUUCCCAAUGAAAAAGAGCUAGAAACCCUCUCAGUGUGAGCUCUGUCCUUCAAACAGACACGAGUCACAGAAAGCUUCAAAACAUACAAAUAAAAAAAAGCGUUUGGACUUUUUUCCCUCUCUCAGGUGAGCUAGGACGGUCGUUGUGCGCAUGUGCGAGCCCCUGCGCGGUACACCUGUUGAGGCCACUUAUAAUCAGGUAAUUGCUGGUGAAAAUGUGGUCGCAGGGGAGCAGGGCAGCAGCGGAGCAGCGGGUCGGUUCACGUCGUAUUACAGAAGUAUAACUGAACACAAAUAAUAACGAGUUCAUCCCAAAAGUGUUAUUAUUAUUACCCAUCAGCACCGACUCACCUGACACACACCUGACACACACCUGUCCGCGGCCAUGAAUCCUCCAACCAGCAGGGACGAUACGAGCCCGCCAGAGCACUACAUGCCCCACUCUUCAUCCUCAGGAGGAGGAGGAGGAGGAGGAGGAGGUUUGUAUCUGGAUGCCUAUGAGGUCUCUUUCCCCCUGGAGGAGAGUAUCGAGAGACCUCCUGCCUACCACCUGAACCAGGGUCAGCAGAUGAUGGACGAGCCCGUGGUGCAGGAGCCUCCUCACUCCCAGUACAGCCCUUUCAUCCUGGUCUCUAACCUGCGAGCUCACCUGUACGUCGCUCUGGAGAAGAACGCCUGGCUGCAGAAGCGCAUCGAGGAGCUGGAGGAGGAACGCAACUUCCUGCGCUGUCAGCUGGACCGCUUCAUCGUCAGCAUGAGGCCUCCGGAGGUGACAGAGUGGUGUGGAGACCCCCAGCGCGGUGUGAAGGUCCAGCCUGCCACCUCUCCGUCUCCUCCCUCCCCCAUGACCACCAGGUCUGGGAUGACCCUCAAACGCGUGCAGGGACCGGGACCUCGGACCCGCCGCAGCGCCGCCAUCCCUGUGAAGCAGGAGUUUCACCUGGAGGAGGACAAAUACUACACCGACGACGAGUACGUGGAGGAAGAGGAGGAGGAGGAGGAGGAAGAGGAGGACUCGUCGGUGGAGAAGGGGUCAAAGAAGAAGGGCAGAGGGCGAGCCAACGGGGAGCCGAGGAUGAAGAUGAGGAGGAUCUUCAGGAUCACCCAUGGGAGGGAGAGACAGAGAGUUAAAGACCCAGACGGGGUUUUGAUCCGCUAUAAGAAGAUCCUGACCACGUACCAGCGGGUGAGGAGCAUGUCCCGAGCCUUCCAGAUCCACGGCGUCGACCGAAACACCAUGGCCUCCACCUCCCCCAUCGCCGAGCUGCUGCUGGUGGCUCCAGAGAAGGUGGCGGAGGUCGGGGAGUUCGAGGCGUCGAAGGAGAAGCUUCUGGAUUACGCCCGGCGGUGCUACAAGACCAUGGACGAGCAGACGCACGGCAAGGUCCAGACCAUGAAGAAGACUCACAAGCUGCUGCCGAUCUCCUACAGGUUCAGAAACUGACUGACGGGAGGGAGGAGUGAAGGCCGGCAGCAGGUUUCUACACUAACUCACUAAAUAUUUAGAUUUUUAUUUAUUUCAUGUUUUUUUUUUGCACUUUUGCAACAUAUUUGUUGUUGGCAGGUUUCUGUUUGUCUGUAGUUCAGUUGUAUUGAAUGUUGUGACUGAAGUUGUUUUUGCUUCACCUCAGGAGUUAAACUAAUGCUAUACUUUAACCAGAAGAUCCAGUUUAUUGUGAAUUAUAAAGUUAUAAUUUCUAUUAUAAAGCGCACUGACACAUUUUACAACACACAAACACAUACAUUUUGCUCUUUGAGUUGAGUUGAGGCUCUGAAGUUUUACUUUUUGUUUUAUAUCAAAAGAGAUAUAUUUAUUUUCUUUAUGUUUUAUUUAUUAUUUUGUAAAAUAUGUACAUUUGAUAUGUAUUAUUGAAAAAGAAUAUUUGUCAUAUAUCUCAUGCCUAAGUUUUUUUGUUUGUUUUUUGUAUGGUUAAUACAAGGUCUGAAAUGUCACUUCAUGCA
Molecule: messenger RNA, 2122 nt
Organism: Morone saxatilis (striped sea-bass)
Lineage: Eukaryota; Metazoa; Chordata; Actinopteri; Moronidae
Product: coiled-coil domain-containing protein 106-like
Exons: 7
Coding region: 546-1604 (352 amino acids)
Cellular component (GO): nucleoplasm
Source: RefSeq, a predicted model, not a curated record